Messenger RNA from Xyrauchen texanus (razorback sucker), 4013 nucleotides. RefSeq names its product endosome/lysosome-associated apoptosis and autophagy regulator family member 2-like. Lineage: Eukaryota; Metazoa; Chordata; Actinopteri; Cypriniformes; Catostomidae. The record is from RefSeq and is a predicted model, not a curated record. The transcript is spliced from 22 exons. Gene Ontology annotation, biological process: positive regulation of BMP signaling pathway. The coding region runs from base 17 to 3079 and encodes 1020 amino acids.
UCCAAAGUGACUUACAAUGCACUUAUUACAAGAACAAUUUCCCUGGAGCAACCUGGAGUUAAGUGCCUUACUCAAGGACACAAUGGUGGUGGCUGUGGGGAUCGAACCAGCAACCUUCUGCUUACCAGUUAUGUGCUUCAGCCCGCUACGCCAUGACAAUGAAUGGAUAUGUGCGGACUACUAUUUUCAGUACACUGAGUGUGACAGCACAGGAUCCAGAUGGAGGGUGGCCAUUCCUCUGAACCCUGGAGAGUGUACUGGACUACCAGACCCUGUGCAGGGCACCGAGUGCACAUUCACGUGUGAAGCGGGGGAGUUUCUAGAGAUGUCUGCUCAGGAGUGCACUCAGUGUGCGGCUGGCACUUACUCCCUUGGCAGUGGGUUACGUUUUGAUGAGUGGGACGACAUCCCGCCCGGAUUCAGCAACCUAGCCGCAAACCCUGAUAACUCCCCUAUUGGACAGAAUGGAUCCACCUGCAGCAGUGCAAAGUGGAUUGCACAGGGUUCAUAUCUGGAGUCCAACAGGGAUGAGUGUACAGUGUCUCUGGUCUACACUGUGCACUUAAAAAAAAUGGGCUCCGUGUCUUUCGAAUAUCAGUAUAUGGACAACAGCAUCCUCUUCGAGUUUUAUAUUCAGAAUGACCAGUGUCAAGAGAUGGACCAGGAUUCAAAUAAAAAAUGGAUCAAAUUGACCAGUCAUGGCGAGUGGGGAAUACAUAGUGUCAAUCUGAAUUCUGGGACUAACAUCCUGUACUGGAGGACUACCAGAGUAACACUGGGCGCUAAAGCUGUCAAACCCGUGUUCUUGAGGAGCAUCCGGAUAGAAGGUGUGGCAUACACAUCAGAAUGUUUCCAAUGCAAGCCCGGGACUUUCAGUCAUACCCCCGGUUUAUCCUCCUGUGAGCCCUGUCCACAGGACUCCUACUCCGGUCGUGGGGCCAGCUCAUGUACACCGUGCAAUACAAAAACACACUAUGCUUCUGAAGGUUCUGCCAUGUGUAGGAGAAGACCUCCAUGCUCAAAGAGCGACUACAUCCAGACCUACAGCCCCUGUGAUGAGAAGGGCAAGACGCAGGUCAUGUAUAAGUGGGUAGAGCCUCAGAUUUGUUUGGAAGAUGCUCUGGGUGCUGUAAAACUGCCACCUUCUGGUCAGCAUAAGCCAUGUCCUCCAUGCAACCCCGGUUUCUAUAACAACGACAUGGCUACCUGUUCUCCCUGCCUACCUGGGACCUUCUCUGAUGGGGUUAAAGCAUGCCAGCCUUGCCCAGCUGGCACAGAGCCUGUCCUCGGGUACGAGUACAAAUGGUGGAACGUGCUGCCUGUGAAUAUGAAGACGUCCUGCUUCAAUGUGGGCAAUAACAAGUGCAAUAGUUUAAAUGGUUGGGAGGUGGCGGGUGAUCACGUUCACUCAGGAACGGGUCGUUCAGAUAAUGAUUAUCUAAUUUUAACCCUUCGAGUACCUGGAUUCAAGUUGCCCAUGUCAUUGCAUGCAACGUCUGGCAGCGAGUACGGCCGCAUCACUUUUGAGUUUGAAACCAUCUGCUCCGCUGACUGCGAGUUCUACUUCAUGGCGGAUGUGCGCAGGAGGAGUAAGGGUGUAGUUGAAUCAUGGGAAGGAAGUAAAGCAAAGCAGAUCUACACACACAUUAUGAAUGAAAACUCAACUGUUGAUUUGACCUGGGCUUUCCAACGCACCAAUCAGGCCAAUGAUGUGCGUCAGUAUGUAAAUGACAUGGUGAAGAUCUACUCUGUUACUGUCACUAAUGCCAUGGACGGGGUGGCGUUGGUGUGCCGGGCUUGUGCACUUCAGUCUCAGAAGUCCGGCUCUUCCUGUGUGCCCUGUCCCGCUGACCACUACAUUGAUAAAGAGACCAACCAGUGCCAAGAGUGCCCGUCUGACACCAUCCUCUCUGGACACCCUAUCAAUGGCAGAGAAUCGUGCCAACCGUGUGGGCCAGGAAGCAAAAGCAACAAGGAGCACAAUGUGUGUUUUAGUGACUGUUCAUUCACAUACAUUGACCAGAAUCGGACUCUUCGGUACGACUUCAGCGCUCUGUCCUCCGUCGGGUCCAUAAUGAAUGGGCCGAGCUUCACUGCAAAAGGCACAAAGUACUACCACCUCUUCAAUAUCAGCCUGUGUGGAGCAGAGGGUCGCAAGGCAGCAGUCUGCAGAGAUAACGCCACCGAUCUGUCCAAUGAGGAGGCUGAUGCUGGUCAGCUGGGCAGUUCAGUGGAGGCGUUUAUCUGUCAAUCAACAGUUAUCCCUCCAGAUGGCCGGGGCUUAAAAACAGCCCUCUCUUCUCAGUCCAUCAGCCUGGCAGACACAUUUCAAGGAGCAACCGUGGAGAAAUCCCUCAGUGGAAUAACCACCAGACCGGAACUCUUUCCAUCUCCAUCCGAGAGACUUCCAGACAUUCACUUCUUCUAUCGUUCUCCUCAGGUCACAACCUCAUGUCCGAGAGGCAGAACUGCAGUGGUUUCACUGCGCUGUAAUCCUGAAAAAACAGUGAGAGGAGAUAUUUCUGUACCCAGUGAGUGUCCAGCAGGGACAUGUGACGGCUGCACAUUCUACUUCCUGUGGGAGAGCUCCAGUGCCUGUCCCCGCUGUACUGAUGAUCACUACCACGCCAUAGAAGGAGCCUGUAGAGGAGGAGUGCAGGACACAGUUUACCUGUGGACCGAACCUCGCUGGUGUACUGGCGGGCUGUCUCUCCCACUGAAGAGAUCUUCUCCAUGUGAGACGAUAGAUUUCUGGCUCAAAGUGGGAGCCGGGCUUGGAGCGCUCUGUGCCGUUUUACUCGUCUCUCUAACCUGCUACUUCUGGAAGAAGAACAGGAAGCUGGAGUACAAGUAUUCUAAGCUUGUGAUGUCAGCCAAUAAGGAGUGUGAGUUGCCGGUGGCAGACAGCUGUGCUAUUAUGGAAGGAGAGGGCGAGGAGAACGAGGAAGAGGAAGUGGGUUAUGCAAACAACUCCUCUCUUCUGGAUAAGCUAAAGGCUAUUGCCACCAAGGGCAACAACAAGAAUGCUGAUGCCGUCCAAAUGCAGUUCUCCCAUACGGAGAAGUCUGUGUGGGGAUAGAAGAAACGGGAUACGGAAAACAACGGAUGUCCUUUCCUGUUGGAUAUGACACGCAGUGGCCUUAAGAAAUCAAGGGUGGAGGUUCUGCCUCAGGAAAUGCAAACAAAUACUCAUUGAAUAUUUCUGUCAUGUUUGUCUUCAGUUAUUAUUGUUGUCGUUUGUUUUAUAAAUGUUGUAAGUGUGGACCUGUUUCUCUAAGCUUUUCAGAAGACAGCCGCGGCUUUACACGAGUCCUGUUGUCAGAGCGAAUGUAGCCAAGGGUCUUGCUAAACGCACAAAUACACACAGACGUUAAGCUUUACUCUUCUAAUCCCAUCUAAACCGCACUCAAAAGCCAUGUAAAGUGUGUUGCGUUCAAGCACGACCAAAAUAGACAGUUUUUUUCCCCUUUCUUUUUUGGCUCAAGUAAACCAUUUGACUGUGUGAAAGUGACGUCCCAAAUGAAAUAUGACGAGAUGAAUAAAGAGAUUAAAGAGAUGCUGGAGUCCGUUUUGUUCAAUGGUUUUUCAUCAUACCUCUGUGUUGUGCUGUUUGACUGUCUUUAGUUCUAAACAAACAGGAGAGAUUAGAGGAAAAACUGUUUUUCUGCCAACUGAACUGGCAUUUGCUAGAUUUGCCACCUAAUUAAGGAGCAUAAAGGACUGCUGGUGGGGUUUUAUUCAUGGGAUUUUAAGACCCAUCAACAUUAAAUCUGCUGCAGGGAAAGUUCUGCUGAGACCCGUAUCGAUUCUGGAUUGAGGCAUUAAACUGUCUGUUCUGAAGUUUUGUAUGUUGGCAAUAUUAUGCAUCAUUUAUGCAUCAUUUAUUUGUGAUUAUUCUCCAUUUUUGUAUGUUUGCAGUGAAACGAACCUGUAAUUGUGUUCAACUGAUGUGAAUUCUGUUCAGAAGCUCAUGAUAUUGUUUGAUUUUGAUUUAAUGCAUAUUAAACUAUUUU